UACUAACCAUGCCUGAUCCAGCAAAGCCUGCCCCCAAGAAGGGCUCAAAGAAAGCCGUGAGCAAGACCCCCGGAAAAGGUGGCAAGAAGCGUAAGAGGACCAGGAAGGAGAGCUAUGCUAUCUACGUGUACAAGGUCCUGAAGCAGGUCCACCCCGAUACUGGGAUCUCUUCUAAGGCCAUGAGUAUCAUGAACUCCUUCGUCAACGACAUCUUCGAGCGCAUCGCUGGUGAGGCUUCCCGCCUGGCACACUACAACAAGCGCCACACCAUCUCCUCCAGGGAGAUCCAGACCGCAGUGCGUCUGUUGCUGCCUGGUGAGCUCGCCAAGCACGCCGUGUCUGAGGGAACCAAGGCCGUCACCAAGUACACCAGCUCAAAGUAAAGACUUCUCCCCCUCUACCCAAACCAAAGGCUCUUUUAAGAGCUACCCAAAAUCUCAUUGAAAAGCUAUUCCAUUUACUUGUGAAUAUUGAACAGAAUUAUCUGUUUAGUAGGCCUUUGUGAUCAAAUGAAGUCUUCCACACAGACGCGCUCAACCAAAGCUAACAAACCAAAUGUAGGCUACUGAAUAAUUUGCCAGGCCUAGGAUGACGCGCAGUGUGAUAUUGCAGUCUUUCUCUAUUGGUCCCCGCAUGUGUCAACUAAUGGUGCAUUCCCCAGAGGUAGGAGCUUCCUAGUAGGCAACAAAAAGGCAGCUACCUCCCACUUGAAAGCGUUCCAACCAGCAAGUCAAACAAACUACAAACAUGGAGGGACAAAAACUACAUAUCCACUUCUCAAAGAUGUCAGCAAUGUAAACAACAUCA
Molecule: messenger RNA, 807 nt
Organism: Engraulis encrasicolus (European anchovy)
Lineage: Eukaryota; Metazoa; Chordata; Actinopteri; Clupeiformes; Engraulidae
Product: histone H2B 1/2-like
Exons: 1
Coding region: 9-383 (124 amino acids)
Cellular component (GO): nucleosome
Molecular function (GO): structural constituent of chromatin; DNA binding; protein heterodimerization activity
Source: RefSeq, a predicted model, not a curated record